GGUCAAUAUUGAUAAAAGAGACGUGCCAUGAUCUUCAAAUCCUUCACAAAUCAAGGGUUUGUACAAAAUCAUCAUCAGAAUCCAAUUCACGUAUCAGUAUCACGCUUAAAUAUUGCUGAUCGCGCCUGCUUGUCAGCCUUGUUGGUCUUUAUAAAACGAGGCUGAGAUCCCCUCAUCCUGCAUCUCGAACUUCUGCGACUCUUCACUUCUCGAUACCAGCAUUAUGAAUCUGUCACUAACUGAUCCUUUUGUUCUUGCACAAGAUUAUCCCGAAUCAUCCACACUCACCCUUCGCAGUGGCCAUGCUUCCUGCGUGCGCUUCAAUCGCAAAGGCGAUUUUCUUGCCGCAGGGCGCACUGAUGGCACAGUCGUGAUUUUUGACGUUGAGACCAACGGCAUAGCACGGAAGCUCAAAGGACAUACACGACAGGUGCAAUCGCUAAGUUGGUCGCGCGAUGGUAGGUUUCUACUCACGUCGAGUCAAGAUUGGACAUCUAUUGUUUGGGAUUUGAUGGACGGGAGUAUUCUGAGGACUGUACGGUUUGAGGCACCGGUAUAUUUGGCAGAAUUUCAUCCUUGGACACAUUUGAAGAUAUUGGUCUCAUUGUUCGAAGAUCCGCCUCUACUAGUAGAUCUUACAAACCUUCAAGUUGUGAAAUACAUCCUACCUUCUACAAUUAAAAAACGAACAGUAUAUGGAGAAGACGAAUCGAAACCGAUCGCACCACAAACCACAACGGUCGCGAUUUUCACCGCCUCGGGAGAUCACAUACUUUCAGGUACUAACAAGGGAUGGCUGAACAUAAUAGAAGUUGCUACGAGGACGGUUAUUUACUCCACAAAAUUGUGCACCGGCGUGUUACUUUAUAUGCGGCUUACAACUUCUGGGCGAGACGUGGUAGUCAAUGCUCAGGACAGAAUUAUUAGGACAAUCCAGAUACCAAAUUUGUCAGCUGAGGAUCUGGACCCUGACACGAUAGAUAUUGAAGUCGAGCACAAAUUUCAAGAUGUGGUGAAUAGGCUGAGUUGGAAUCAUGUAGCAUUUAGUGCAACGGGGGAAUAUGUAACGGCUUCAACAUUCAACAAUCACGAUAUUUAUAUAUGGGAGAGAAAUCACGGAAGUCUGGUAAAGAUUCUGGAAGGACCAAAGGAAGAGCAUGGAGUGGUGGAAUGGCAUCCUCACAAGCCUAUGAUUGCGGCCUGUGGCUUGGAGUCGGGAAGAAUACAUAUUUGGUCCAUUGUUCCGCAGCAAAGAUGGUCGGCUCUAGCACCGGACUUCGCUGAAGUCGAGGAGAAUGUUGAGUAUAUUGAGAGAGAGGAUGAAUUUGAUAUUCAUCCACAGGAGGAGAUUCACAAAAGAAGAUUAGAUGCUGAGGACGACGAUAUAGAUGUUCUAACGGUUGAACCAAUCAAGGGGGAUGUGAUCGACGAAGACAAUGCAUUCAGGAUGCCAGUACAACUCGACGGGGAUGACACCGAGAGCGAAGAAGAGUUUGUAGCUGUAGGAAGGGGUGAAAUGAGAAGGAAAAGUCCCUCAGAUGGACGCAAUUACCAGCUUGAUUCGGAAGCAAUCGGCAGUGCAGAUGAACAGCCUCGAAGAAAGAAAGGUAGAAGACGUUGAAUCAUGCAUCCUUCUAAAAAAUUCGAUAAAUGGCGUUUUUAGGCAAGUAUGUGGUCUGGAGUUUAAGGUGGGAAAGAUAUGUUUUCGGUGGGUACUCUACUGACUUGCAUAUCAUAUGCAGCCGUCAACCAAUUAAUAGCUUACACAUUAAGAAUGAAAUAAUCUAGCAAUAAGCUCAACCAGCA
Messenger RNA from Botrytis cinerea B05.10, 1806 nucleotides. RefSeq names its product Bcswd1 (gene Bcswd1). Bases 224 to 1621 code for a protein of 465 amino acids. NCBI's taxonomy places the organism in Eukaryota, Fungi, Ascomycota, Leotiomycetes, Helotiales, Sclerotiniaceae. The record is from RefSeq and is a predicted model, not a curated record. Gene Ontology annotation, molecular function: protein binding. The transcript is spliced from 2 exons. Gene Ontology annotation, cellular component: Set1C/COMPASS complex.